Acanthosepion pharaonis is the source of this 1491-nucleotide messenger RNA. Lineage: Eukaryota; Metazoa; Mollusca; Cephalopoda; Sepiida; Sepiidae. The record is from the annotation of a GenBank genome assembly.
AUGCUUUCGUUUUUUUUUCAUUUGUUUUUUUCUUUCUUUUAUUUAAAGUCUCUUCAUUUUUUUUUUGUUUCUCUUACUUUGCUUUUCUUUCCUUUAAAAUACUUCCGUGUUUUUAUGUUUGUUAUUUUUCUUGUUUUUCCUUUCAUUUCCGGAACAUUCUUUCCUUUUUAUUCUCCUUUCUCCAGUUGUUUCCUUUCUAUAAAUCCUUUCGUGUUUUGUUUUUUUAUUUCUCUUUUUCGGUCCUUGUUCUUUAUCAUCCUUUCUCAAUUUUAUUUGUUCUUUUUCUUGUGCUUUCCUUUCUUUAAAACCAUUAAUUGUUCUUCUUUGUCCUUUCUCCUUUUGACUUUUCUUUUCUUUAAAGUCCAUUCAUUCUUCUCUUUUGUUUCCUUUAUUUUCUUUUUUUUUUUCGUUUUUAUUCUUCCGCCUAUGAUUUUUUCUUUUUCUUUCUUUAGAUUUCUUAAAGUUUUUGUUCGUUCCUCUUUGCUACAUUUUCCUUUUCUUUCUCUAAAAUCUUUUUAUGUUUUUAUUUUUUUGUUCUUGCUUUUCAUUUUUUUUUUUUAUUUUAUUUUAAGGUCCUUUCCGUUCUUUUUGCUUCUUCUUUCUUCUUCUUCUUAUUUCUUUUAUUUUCCUCUCCUUAAGAUCGUUUUUUUUUUGUUUAUUCUUUCUCCGGUUUUUUCCUUUCCUUUGUUUAAAAUCCCAUCGCAGUUUUUUCCUCUUUCUCUUCUUUUUUCCCUCUUUCCGUUCUUUAAAAUCUGUUGGUAUUUCUUAUUUGCUUGUUUGAUUUACUUACAUACAGUUAGUCUGUCCCGUUUACAUGUUCUUGUUUCUUAUUCUUCUCUGCCUAUUUUUGUAUUCUUUCUCAUACUUUUUUAUCUAUCUAUCUAUCUAUCUAUCUAUCUAUCUAUCUAUCUAUCUAUCUAUCUAUCUAUCUAUGUCUUUCACAAUGUCGGGAAUAAUAUCUACGGUCCUUCCUGCAAAAUGGUCGUCUCUCAUUCUAUCUUCUUCUCACUGUUUAAAUAUUAUUCUAUCCGUUUUUAUUUCUCUCACUUUUACUCUCUAUUAACUUCUGUAUUUUUCUCGAUUUUGUCUAUCUCUCUCUUUCUCUUACUGUGUUUCUAUAUUUUUCUGUACCUCACUCUCUCGCAACCCCCCCUCUCUCUCUAUUUCUUAUACCAACCAAUCGCUUUCUCAUUGCCACUCUUCCUCUCCGCCUCUCUCUCUCUCUCUCGCUCUUUCUCUUUCUCUUUCUCUCUCUCUCUCUUCACAAUCGAAAUCUAUCUAUCUAUCUAUCUAUCUAUCUAUCUAUCUAUCUUUGUUUAUAUCUAUCUCUCUAUACCUGUUCAUCUCUUUUUCUCUAUAUAUCGAACUCAAAAAUGUUCACAUCUAUCUAUCUAUCUAUCUAUCUAUCUAUCUAUCUAUCUAUCUAUCUCUGUUUAUAUCUAUCUCUCUAUACCUCUAGCUAUCUAUCUAUCUAUCUAUCUAUCUAUCUAG